Molecule: messenger RNA, 114 nt
Organism: Colletotrichum costaricense
Lineage: Eukaryota; Fungi; Ascomycota; Sordariomycetes; Glomerellales; Glomerellaceae
Exons: 1
Coding region: 1-114 (37 amino acids)
Source: RefSeq, a predicted model, not a curated record
AUGCGUCCCAAAAAGAUCAGCACACCUAACGAAUUGAGUGACCGGGACAGAGACAGGUGGGAGAGACAUAAGCAGUCAAACAGAGACAGAGAAACAGAGACCCGGAGAACGUGA